GGAGUCUGACAUCAGCAGCUUUCUCUUUCUUCCAGAUGGGACGAAUCACAGGAGGCGUACAUCAAUCGAUGAGAUAUAGGGCUCAUACCCUCUGACCAAGCAGAUGGAGAGGAUGGCAGACGCAGAUGUUGAAGAUGAGAUCAUUCAUUGUCAUACCCCGCCUUGACUACAAAGAGAGGGGAAAGAGAAGAGAAGAGUCAAUCAGUCGAUCGAUCGGGACAGACGAGACUUCACCAUGGCACCAAAGGUUCUUUUCGUACUCACCUCUCAUGAUAAACUGGGCAACACCGGCAAGCCCACGGGAUGGUAUCUCUCUGAAUUCGCCCACCCCUACCACGUCCUCAAAGACCACGUCUCCAUCACCAUCGCCUCCCCCCACGGCGGCCCCGCGCCUCUCGACCCCUCCUCCAUAACCGCCGCCUCCUCGGACCCGAUCUCGACAUCCAUCCACCAGCACCAGUCCACACUCUGGUCCAACACAGUCCCGCUAUCCUCGAUCCUAGGGCACGCCUCGGACUACGAAGCCAUCUUCUUCGUCGGCGGUCACGGGCCUAUGUUCGAUCUCGCGACCGACCCGCAGAGCCACCAGCUCAUCAACGAGUUCCACUCGCACAACAAGAUCAUCGCGGCGGUAUGCCACGGGCCCGCGGCGCUCGCGCACGUCAAGUUACCCGGGGGCGCGCACCUGCUCGCGGGCCAGCCCGUCACGGGGUUCUCGAAUAGCGAGGAGGACGCCGUGGGACUGACCCAGGCUAUGCCGUUCAAGUUGCAGGAUGCGCUGGAUGAGGCCUCGGGUGGGAAGUAUGUCAAGGCGGAUAAGGAUUGGGCGCCCAGAGUGGUGGUGGCGAGAGGUGGGAGGCUGAUUACGGGCCAGAAUCCGGCGAGCGCGACGGGGGUGGGACAGGCGAUUUACGAUGCUAUCUUUGGGGAGUUGACGACGAGGGAUGAGGUGUAAGGUAGCGGGGGGAUGUGGGAAGUGGGGAGUGGGGAAUGUGGGGAGGGGGAGAUAGGCGGGGUAGGAUGUAGGUAGAUGUAGAUAUUGGUAGAUGUAGGUAGAUAUCGGUUGAUUGAUUGAUUGAUUGAUUGAUUGAUCUCUGAUCUGGGUCUCCUCCAUCCUCCAAUGAUCCUACCACCGCCAUCGUUAUCAUUAUCAUCAUCAAGCUGAGUCUCAAACAGAGCAUGCCGCAACACCCGAGAUCCCUAGCCCAAUAU
Amorphotheca resinae ATCC 22711 is the source of this 1212-nucleotide messenger RNA. RefSeq lists its product as hypothetical. The record is from RefSeq and is a predicted model, not a curated record. Lineage: Eukaryota; Fungi; Ascomycota; Leotiomycetes; Helotiales; Amorphothecaceae. The transcript has 3 exons. Gene Ontology annotation, molecular function: glyoxalase III activity. Bases 236 to 955 code for a protein of 239 amino acids.